CACGUCCCAGAUUUUUUUUUAAGCACCGGAGAACGCCGGUCGAUCGCCGCCUGCGCGGUUUAUUGCCGUGCAGUAGAAGGGGAUCUCGGCAUUACCGCGGUCGUUAUCCACAUCGCCACAGUGUUCUUGAGCGGUGCGACGCGUUGGCAAGGGAGACGGAGACGCGGUCGACCACGUAGACGCACCGACGUCCGUGGCCGAGUUUUUUGAAAACCACUUCCUGUUGGCGCUGACGCCCCUUCGCUUUGCCGUUAAAGAUGCGUGACUUGCAUACCCGUUGACAAUCGCGACACGCUUGUUUAUUCUGCCGGCGUGUAACCGUUCCGGCACCGGACCUGCGCGCAAAUGUGUUCACUUCGCGGCUACGUCAGCGACUGAUCCGAUCCACGCGCAGUUUGUUUUGGCUCUCAUUCCGAAUGGGUUCAACUACAACGCCGUCGCGUUCGACAUCAUCAAGAAAGGAAAAAUGGUCAAGUGAACAAGCAAUCACUUCUCAGAUGAAAGUUGGUGGGCUCAGGUGCGCCCUCGCGCUACGGUGGUCGCACUGUCAUGGCAGGCGCCGUGCUUCUCUGGUCAGCGUCAACGCUCGUGACGCCCCUCGUGGCGUCGUCGCUGCCACUGCUGCUGCUGUGCCGUGCAUUGCUGGGCCUGGGCGAGGGCCUCGGGCUGCCCUGCAUGUUCCACGUGGUGGGACAGGCAGCGCCAGUGCCCGAGGAGCGGACUCGUGCCGUGGCCCGCAUGUUGGCCGCGGGCGCCGCAGGUCAGACGGCUGCUGCGUUAGUGUGUCCACAUCUGGAGUGGCACCGAGCCUUUUAUGUGCUUGGUGCGCUGGGAAUCGUGUGGACGGCUGCAUGGAUGUUGCUUCACAGGGACGAGCCAGAUGGACCCCAGUACAAGGAGCCCGCCAAGGUGAACACAGUGUCAUCUCCACACUGGCUGGAGCUGAUCACCCACUGGCCACUGUGGGCCAUCUACAUCGCCCACUUCGCCAUGAACUGGUCCAGCUACACCAUCAUGCAGUGGCUUCCCACGUAUCUGGCACGCGCCCUGUCUGCCCGGCCAGGCCACCUCAGCCUGGCGGCGCUGCCGUAUGUCUGCAACUCAUUGUGUGGCUUGCUGACAGCCCGAGCAGCCGAGCUGGCUGGCCGCCAGUGGAGCGUGCUGGCUGUACGCCGGCUGGCCACCUCCUGCCUUGGCCUGCUUGGGCCCGGAAUAGGUCUGCUCGCAUUUGCAGCUGCGGGCAACCUGGCAUCGGCGCUGUUUGUCGUGUCAUGCGCCAUGGGCCUUCUGGCGUGCAACUCCGCAGGCCACCUGGCCAACCACGCCGACGUGGCGCCAGCUCAUGCGGCUCUCACGUUCAGCGUCAGCAACACACUGGCAACCAUUCCUGGAAUCCUGUGCGGGCCGCUGACAGCAGAGCUCGUGACGCAGUCGCACGGCCGGUGGUUCCCCGUGUUCGUGCUCGCCGCUGCCGUCAACUUUGUGGGUGCAGUCGUCUACGGGAGCCAGAGCUCUGCAAGCCAAGUGUUGUGAUGAUGUGCAGGCUGAGAGCCAUGCCAGCCUGUCACUUCGCCCUAGUCUCUCAAGUGCAGCAGUCUGAAACGAACCUUUGUGGCCCGAUGAACUGGAAAUCGGGCGAAUUUUAGAUAGUCCACAAUGAGGGACAGUGCUCAAGUCUCUUGAACACGUUGGAUUCUCUUCAACUACAAAUGUGGCCAGGUGUUUGUUAAUGCUUGCAACACCAGUGGAUAGAUGGUACCACAUUGAAUGGGAUAUGGCCACAUUGAAGUGGUAAUAGAAAAAAAUAUAUAUAGUGUGCAAUGUUUGCAGCUGCCUUAACAAGGAAUGCGUGUAUAUUUGUUAGCUUGGAUGCUUUCAUGGGGACACCAUUGUUGCGCACUGUGUGCAGUAUACUCUGUGGUGGUUCUGGCUUGAAGGGCAGUACGAGGCUUUAAGUUUUUGUUUUACUUGUUGCCCAUAGAAGGGCUGUACAAUGAUUGUCACUUUUUGACUGUCUGUAUUUCUACCAUGCUCGUGUCGUACUAUAGGCGUGCCUUUUCAAUUUUGUAAUGUGAAAACCCAUAAAUGAUUUGUAAAGGAUUG
Messenger RNA from Dermacentor andersoni, 2103 nucleotides. RefSeq lists its product as uncharacterized. The record is from RefSeq and is a predicted model, not a curated record. Gene Ontology annotation, cellular component: membrane. Gene Ontology annotation, biological process: monoatomic anion transport; transmembrane transport. Gene Ontology annotation, molecular function: transmembrane transporter activity. Lineage: Eukaryota; Metazoa; Arthropoda; Arachnida; Ixodida; Ixodidae.